CAUCCAAUAUCCAUCUGUAGUCACCAUGUCGGGAUCGAAAAUCGUCGGAUUCUCUCUGCCGUCCAAAAUCGUUUGAUGGUUUUUUCGUUGUUUUUUCAUUCAUUUCAUUCUUGUUUGCAUCGCGCUCACCGUUUGUCCAGUGUCGUAACGAUAACAAUAAAAUUAAAGUAGGUACAAUACGUACCGUUAUUCUGUAUUUUUAUGAUUGUUUGAUUUUCGUUUUGUUUUUGCGCCUACGAAGUUGAAAUAGACUUAAUGUGAACCAAGGAUAACCUAAAGGAUUCUUGAUAGUAAUUUGGAUUAGACGAUUACAAUGAGGGCGUAUUUGUUGGCAACGGCAUGUGCGGUCUUCUUGAACAUGGCUUUAGCUGUUUUACCGAACAAACGUGAUGCAUCAUCGUAUUCUCAAUUACUUCAAAUUCCCUUUCAAAGUCAACCAACGGUUAGCAUAUCAUCAAUGUAUACUCCAUCUAGUACAUCUGGAAAUGGACAAUCUUUUGAUUUUGACAGUUUUAACGCACAAGACAUCCAAGGUGAUUCUUCCCAAGCACAGUUGCAAUCAUUACAGAAUUUUGGACAGCCUCAACAAAAAUCUCAACAAGAUUAUAAUAACCAACUACAAUUACAACAGGUGUAUGCCUCAUCACAACCUCAACCACAGCAAAGCUAUAGUGCUCAAAUACAAAGGAUAAUACAAGGGUAUAGUGCUCCACAACAACCACAACAACAGCCACAACAGUCACAACAGCGACCUCAACAAGGUUACUUACCACCACAACAACAGCAACCAUCAACACAACCACAACCAAGCUAUGGAACACCAACACAACAACAGCAACCUUCAUCACAACCCCAACCAAACUAUGGAACACCAACACAACCACAACCACAACAACCAAUACCACAAACUCAGCCAAGUUAUGGACCUCCACCACAACAACAGCAACCACAACCACAGUCAAGUUAUGGACCUCCACAACAACAACAACCAUCACCACAGCCUCAGCCUAGUUAUGGACCACCACAACAACAGCAGCCACAGCAACGACCACAACAAAGUUACAACACACCACAAUUUCAGCAAAGUUAUAGCCCUCCUCCACAACAACAACCAGUGUCACAACCCCAACCACAGUCGAAUUAUGGACCUCCACCACAACAACAGCAACCACAACCACAGUCAAGUUAUGGACCUCCACAACAACAACAACCAUUGCCACAACCUCAGCCAAGUUAUACACUACAGCAACAACCUCAGUCAAGCUAUGGACCACCAACACCACCACAACAACCUCAGCCAAAUUAUGGGCCUCCACCACAACAACCAUUACCUCAGCCUCAGCCGAGUUAUGGACCACCACAACAACCACAACAGCCAUUACCACAAUCACAGCCAAGUUAUAGUCCUCCAUUGCAGCAACCACCACAGACAAAUUAUGGUUCACCACCACAACAACCCCAACCAUUGCCACAGCCAAGUUAUGGACCACCACCUCAACAGCAGCAACCGCAAUCGAACUAUGGCCCACCACAACAACAGCCACAACCAUUACCACAGCCCCGGCCCAAUUAUGGACCACCUCAACAACAACAACCAUUGCCACAAUCCCGACCAAGUUAUAGUCCACCUCAGCAACAACAACCGUUACCACAACCAAGUUAUAGUCCCCCUCAGCAACAGCAACCCUUGCCACAACCUCAGCCAAAUUAUGGACCUCCACCAUCACAACAACCUUUACCACAACCACAACCAAGUUAUGGACCACCAAUCCAACAGCAACAACCAAUACCACAACUCUCACCAAACUGUAACCAUCCACAGCAGCAACAACCAUUACCUCAACCACAGCCAAGUUAUGGAUUGCCUCAACAACCACUUCCACAGCCACAGCCUACUCAAUCUCCAGUAUCAUAUGGUGCCCCAGUACAAAGUACUAUAGCUCCUCAACAAAAUUACGGAAGUCCAAAACCAUCCAAUACUAAUAUUCCUCAAUCUAAUCAACCAACUGUAGUACAGUCGAUCAGUUUUGGAAUACCAUCACAAUCGUUUAACACACCAAGUCAACUAUUGGGGAUGUCCCAGAAUCAAAAUGGGUAUUCUUAUAGCCCUCCCGCUGUUCAGCAACAAAAUAAUCAGUUUCAAGGCUAUUCUUACAACCAACCAACUCCAAGACCAAAUCAACAGCCACAACAGCCACAACAGCCACAACAACCCAAGCAGCCUAGUUUUACCUACACUACAUCUCAAACGCAACCUCAAAAUAUACCACAGCAAGUUGGUUAUUCAUACAAUCCACCGCAACCAGCCACACAACAAAAUAAUGCAAAACCCCCCUCAUCAUCGCCACCUCAACCCUCAUAUGGCAUACCACAGCAGCCUCAAACUUCCCCUCCGUCAAACAAUUAUAACCCUCCCAAGCCGCAAGCCCAACCACGACCACAGGGCAGUUAUAUUUAUACCGGUGUUCCUGCAACGAGUACACCAAGACCGCAGCCGUCUCAGCUAGGAUACAGUUACAGUCCAACUCAAAUUCAGAUUACUCAGGUGCAAUUUAAACCACAACAGACAUCAUCAGGGGCAGGAGGGUACAAUUAUAACCCCCCAUCAAUACCGUUCGCAACGCCAGCAUCACAAGCCAAUCCCCAGUCACAAUUCCCAUACAGCGGGCCGACGCAAUCGCCUUUGCCGACGUUUACGACGUCUUCGCCCACGCAAACUUACAGCGCGUCUGCGAUCUCACCUUCGAUAGUGUCAUCGAACGGACGGAACUUGAACUACCAGUCGUCGCAGCUUAACGCACAACCGAACGGGUCGCCGUCACAGCCUUCCGGUGGCUAUUUGACGCCGAAACCGGGCCAGUCUAGUACACAUACCCAAUCAGCGGGCUACGGGACGCAAACACAACAGCCGACGCAAAUACGAUUUGAUGAAUUUGCGGCUCCGCAGUCCGAAUCACAGCCGCAACCUGUAUACGGCUGAGUAAAUUCUGACUGGUACCACGAAUGGUAGCGUGCGUACAUAUAUGGAGUUCACCAUCUAGUCUACCAAUGUCACUAGACUGUUUAAAGGAAUAAUUUUUAUCAGCCAUAAAAAAAAAAAUGUUACAUAUUUAUAGCAUUUAAUGAA
Metopolophium dirhodum (rose-grain aphid) is the source of this 3127-nucleotide messenger RNA. RefSeq lists its product as uncharacterized. Lineage: Eukaryota; Metazoa; Arthropoda; Insecta; Hemiptera; Aphididae. The record is from RefSeq and is a predicted model, not a curated record. Bases 314 to 2980 code for a protein of 888 amino acids. The transcript is spliced from 3 exons.